GCUGAAACAUCCAGUGUUACAGGAAGAUCAUGACAUAUCAGAAAACCAUUGGGAUGGGAAGGAAAAUAUGAAGGAAUUUCAUGUCCCUUAAAUCAUGGCUUUUGCAGGAAAUCAUCAUAAUCUUCAAACAUUAGAGUCAUACAAGCUGUGUGUCAGAUGUAAUAAGUGCUGUAAAAAACACAAUGAGAUUUCAUACUCCUAUAAGGAGAUCAUCCAUAACUGCUCAGAAGACAUCUUACUGAUCAAGCGGAAAGGUAGCAAUUCAUUGUGGAGGCCCGUUGCUCCCCUGCCAGACUUCCCCAGACCUUUCAAAUAUGUUGUUUGCUGGUACUUCACUGAAGAAAGUGGAUGCACACAGCAUGGAAGGAAAUGUACCUAUGCUAGGAGCUCAGAAGAAGCAGCGCUGUGGAACGUCAUGAAGGAUGAAAACCUGAUAAUUCCUAAGCUUGUGAAAAUGAUCAAACAAAACCAAAGGACACUGCAGUCAAAGUCUCAAGAGAAAAGAGGACAGUUUGACUGCACAUUGUGCCAGGUCCACAUCCCAAACGUUGAGGAUCUGAUGAACCACUGUUUCACUGUGAAGCACAGGAGACUGAUUUUUGAAGAUACCUCUCAGACUUGGAAGUACCGUGAUCCACCACCAACAUACAAGGACCAGAAAUUGUGUGAAAGAUCCCUGCUAUGCGAGUAUGGUGAUAACUGCACAAAGGCACACAGUCAAGAGGAACUUCGUGAAUGGCAAAAAAGAAUCAAGGCUUCACGGAAAAGAGCCAGGGAUGUAGACGAGAUGGGCCUACUGUCCUAUCAGGACAGUCUUUUGGAUGAAUACAGACACAGCAAUGACAAGAAAAUGAUUGUCAGCGACACCCUUCCUGAUGUUUUUAUCACCUGUGACCCAGAUUUAGACAGUGUCUAUGUAAGGAAAAAGGGAAUACAAUGUACAUGGAAUCUUACCAUUAUUUCGAAGGAUCCUCUAGUAGUGAUUGCUUUACUCAAACGGGAACUGGGGGCGAAAUUCAGCCUCAGCAAAGACCCCAAUGAGGAACGGUCAUAUUCCAAUAGUGAUUGGUUUAAAAAGAACCAAACAGAGUAUGAAAUCCCAGUGUCCUUCAGAUCUGACCAACCAGGCCUUUAUGAGCAAUGGGUAGUGUUUGACUUCAACACGAGACCCAUACUGCGUCAGAAACUCAAGGUCAGAGUUGGCGAGGAUGAAUGUAAGGGCCCAGAACCAGAGUUUCCACUAGAAAAACAAGAGACUAUCAGGAAUCUUGAGCCCUGGAAUAAGGAAAGCCUGAAAAUCAUUCCUUUUGUUAAAAGAGAAGAGGCAGAGAGAGAGCUGCUAAACAGAUACCAGCUCAUCGUGAUAGAUCAGAUGAACAGUUCAAUUAACCGUGAGAAUUACAAACACAACAUGCACAAUUUUUUAUAUCAGGAGGAAAAGGUAGAAGGUGAACUGCUUAGCAGUCUGAAUCUACGAGGGACAGCGCAGUUGGAAAAAUACCUGUCUGAUGACAGGUUUGGAUUGAAAUGUGCUUAUCCCGAGGCUCUUCUUGCUGCUGUGCCUCUGUCUCACCCACUCACUCCUGAUACUCCUCAAGGUUUCAUAGUGAAAAGACAUGCUAUCAGAUCUCUUGUUCGUGUUGUGAAAAAUAAUGAUUACCUUGGGCAUACUUAUGAGGCCGAAUUUCUGAAAGAUGCUGCCACUGAGACACAAGUAAUUUUGCAGCUUUCCAAAGAAUGCUGCACUGAUCUGAAUCUGCAAAAAGGACAGCAGUGUGAGAUGGAAGUCCAUUUCCAACUAAAUCGUCUAUGGUUCUGCGAAAUGCACAAGGCCAUUGAUGAUCUCCCCGACUUAGACAAAGUCUUACCUGAUCUGAAAAACAGCAACUUCUGUAUAUCUUCCCAGUCAGAUACAGAACUGUUAAACGAGAAGCAGCAAGCAGCAAUGAACUUUGUUAUGAGUGUAACAGACAACAAAAGCAGCAUCCCACCGUUGUUGAUACAUGGACCUUUUGGAACAGGGAAAACUCGAACCAUUGCAAAGAUGGCCCAGGUUCUUGUGCAGCAACCACAAAACAAAAUAUUGAUUUGCACACACACAAACAGUUCUGCUGAUCUUUAUGUAAAUGGUCAUUUUCAUGACUAUGCAACUGUUCAUCAUGAAGCCAAACCUUUGAGAAUCAAGGCAAAGGAAAGCAAUCCCAGAUCCACUGAUCGCAUCACUCUACAGUACUGCCAUUUAUCCAGAGAUGGCACUCAUUUUGAGUUUCCUGAUAAAGCUGUUUUAGAUUCCGCAAGAAUCGUCAUAACAACAACUUCCCUAGCACGUUUCUUCCAUGACAUGAAGCUGCCUGAAAACUACUUCAGCCACAUUCUGAUCGAUGAAGCUUCUCAGAUGUUGGAGUGUGAGGCUCUUAUGGCACUGGGCUUAGCAGGUAAAAAUACACGUGUUGUUUUAGCAGGAGACCACAUGCAGAUGGGACCCAAGCUCUUCUCUGUGAAACAAGACAAAUGCUCAGAACAAACCCUGCUCAAUCGCCUCUUCUAUUACUACCAAGCUGAAAACAGUGAUGUGGAACAAAUUCUAAGUGUCGUUGACAUUGUGCAAGGAAUAAUGGAGGAAUGGCCUCAAGAGUGGGGUGAUAAAGAUCCAGAAUCAGUCUGUGUCCUAUCUCAAGGCAGACAGGUGUUGGAAAUAAGGCAAAGACUGCGUCAGCUUAGACUGCCCCGUUUCACUGUGGAGAAUGCCGAAAAUGUGCAAGGAAAACAGUUCAGAGUAAUAGUGAUUUCCACUGUGCACACCAAGGACAGUUUAUUGGAGACGGACCGGACCUGUCUUGAGUUUUUCAAUGACAUGCGAGUGCUGAACACAGUUAUGACAAGAGCCCAAUCUCAAAUAUUUGUUGUUGGAGAUGCAGCUGCACUUUCUUGCCAUCAGUUCGGUACAUGCUGGAGACUAUGGAGAUCGUACAUAGAGGAUUGCAUCAACAAGGGAAGUGCCCAUGACUUUAACUUGGAUUCUUUGAAACAAGAUCUCCUUGAGAUAUCUGAGCUCUGCAGAAGUGAGGAUGAAGAGAGCAGCGAUAGUGAAUCAACUACAUCUGAAAUAUCAGACCUAGAAGACCCAAUACUUCAAGAGCUUCUUGAUGAGAGCAAAGACAUCAACAUUGCAUUGACAGAGGAAGGUUUGUUUCCAGUUUUUCAACAUGAGCAAUUUAUCAGUAGUGUUAGCAACCAAAUUGCAGAAGUAGAUGAAGAGCAAUUGUUUACUAACUCUACAACACAUAAACACUGUGAGCUGGUCAUGGAUUGUUUUGAUCGAGCUUAUGCUAAACCACUUGACGAGCCCUCCAUAAGAAUCGAGAUCAAGGGCAGAAAAAACAUUGGACAGGCAUUUCCUGGAGACAAGGUAACAGUGGAGAUCCUGAGUGAGAUAUCAAAUCCUCCUACGGGGAAAGUAAUCAACAUCCUGGAAAGUGCGGAUACUGUCAAAGAAUUUGUCUGCACCCUUGAAAGACAUGACAGUCAAGUGAUGACACCUAUCAACAAAUGUAUCUCCAAAAUCUACACACCAUUCUGGAAAGACAAACCAAACCACAUUGCUGUAAGAAAUCCUAAGAACCUCAAAAUAGAGAAAUUUAUCAAAAUAAAUGAGGAGAGACACAGAAAAUAUCUCUUUGUUGUCAAAGUCCUUAAGUGGAGGAAGCUUUGCCGAUAUCCCUUGGGCAUUGCUGUGGGGCUGUUUCCAGAAAUAACAAAUUUGGAUGAUGGAUUGAAUGUACUCAACAUAGAGUUUCAGUUGAGAAGGACACUUUCUUCAUCUUUAGAAACACAGAUGCAAGACUUUCAAAGUCUUAAUUUAUUUGAAGACAGGCGAAGAGAUUUUCGCAUGCUCCCAACAUUCACCAUUGAUCCUGCCGAUUCACAAGACCUUGAUGAUGCAAUCAGUGUAAUGGAUUUAGGUGAGUGCUAUGAAAUAGGAGUUCACAUUUCUGAUGUUGCUAGCUUUCUGGCUAAAGGCAGUGAACUGGACAAAUAUGCAAAACUGCUGUGUACUUCAUUCUAUCCAUGUGGAAUGGAGCCAAUACACAUGUUCCCUAAAGAACUGAGUGCCAAUUUCUUCAGUUUGAUUCCUAACCAUGACAGACGAGCAAUCUCCUUGAUAAUACAAGUGGAUACUAAGACAAACUGCAUAAAGAAAAGAUUAGUUUGCAAGUCUGUCAUUCACUCCAAGAGGAAGUUUUCAUAUGAUGAAGCUGAGGACAUCCUUGAAAACAAUCGUCAGCAUUAUGACCUGCUUGAAAUGUGCCUUUUGAAAGCAUGGAACUUUGCUGAGGUUCACAGGAAAUACAGAAAGCAGGACGACUGGUGCUACAAAAUGCCAGACGAGGACGUGACUCUUGGAAGAAGGCGAUCUCACCUAAUGGUGGAAGAGCUGAUGAUCAUGUUUAACCACACAAUUGCUGAACGCCUUCUGUCUGAUGAAACAACAAGGAGCUUAACUCCACUGAGAUGCCAGAACAGGCCAAAAAGGGAAAAGCUUAUUGACCUUUUUGACAAAAAUGCUUCCUUGAUUCCACUGUCUGUUCGCUUCUCAAGUAGAGCUCCUGAGAGUGUAUACGUGUCUCAUGAACUGAAUAACCAAGGUUUGAUCCACCACACAGCCAUGCCAAACCCUCAGGCUGAGAUUUCUGAUUCUGAAACCAUCCCCAUAUUAAAAUCUGUUUUGAGAUGCUUGAAGACAGCAGCAGAGCAGAAAAAUAUCUACAAAAUAAUUGACUUCAUUGCAACUGAUGAGAUUCACCCCCAACUUCUUCCUUUUGCUACUGCAUUUAGGAGACUGUGUCACAAAGCAUGUAUUCUGCGAUCAAACUCGACACAUGUCUCAAGAAUUGGGCACUAUGAUUUAGACCUUGACAGCUAUACUUGGGCCUCAUCUCCAGUCCGCCGAUAUAUAGAUGUUAUUGUGCAGCGCCUUCUUCAUUCUGUGAUUGACAAGACCAAUGUUAGGUACACAGCUCAUGACAUUGACCUGUCUUGUAUGGAAUUUUCCAGGAAAAAUGACCAACAGUCAGCAUAUGAGAGGAAAGCGAAUGCUCUACAUUUUGCAUUAAAACUCUCAACCCAAAGCGAAAAGAAGGUGGCAUACAUUGUGGAACUCAAUCCGUCAGGGACAAACUUCAGAUUAUCCUUCCCACUUAACAGAACCUCUAUAUCAGAAAACUUAGACAUUAUGUACAGGGAUCUUCAGUUGGCAGAUCAACCAGAGUUUGAUGAAGCAAACAACUGCAUGAUCUUGAAAUGGGUGCGAAGGAUAUAUUCAUUUUCCAAUCCUCACAUCCUUGCUGAAGUGAAACAACAAAAUCCAAACUCAGUCAUGGCCUAUGUCUCUACAAAGACCUGGAAAUGCCUAGCAGCUGCUCUUAGAGAGGAAAAUUGGGACAUAUUGUUUCCCCUGAUUGAGAAGCUUGACGUCAGCUCAAGAGUCCAUGCAAGACAAUUCCAGGAAAGACUGAGAAAUGCUAAAAGUUCAGAAAAAUUUGAUCCCAUGCAUGCUGAGCAUUAUGCCGAACUGUCGCUGAAAAUAAAGCAAGGUGAGGCAGUCGAGGUGCAGCUAGGUACAGCCACUGCUCGAGGAUUAAUGACACCAGCAAUUCAGCUGUUUGUUGUGCAUCCAAAAUUUGAGAUUUGUUUGGAGCAUGUGAAAGAUCCAAUCAAGUGUUUUUCAAAAUAUGCAUUCCACUCAUCAAGGAAUACAUACAACUCGUACAUGGAUUAUCAGGCAAUAUGGAAACCUUUGAGUGAAAUGGAGUCAGCCUCCAAUGCUGUGUCUGAAAAUGAGAGUAUUAUUAUUGAAGAUGCAGUCUUGAAAUGGAAAACCUCUCCUCAAAAGACGCAUGAGGGGUUUUUUCUCCUUCCGCUUGACAAAAAAUCCCAGUGGUCUAUUGAAUGUGACCUUAGGAACAGUUUCCUCUGCAUUCGAACUAAGAUUCACCAAAGUCAGAGUAGUCCCUUUCUGGAAAACUCUCAGUGCACAGCUCUCAUGGAUAUUCCUUCUAUCACUUGGGUGGCCCAUGCCAUAAUUACGGAAGUUGAAGAAACUGACUCCAAAGAACCAAAGAAUUUACAAAUUGAUUUUCAGAUUAACCACAUGCCUAUGACAAAUAUUCCAGAAGCCAUAUUCUGCGAGAGGACAAGAUUUACUCUGGAGCUGAUUCCAAAGCUUCUGCCAGAUGUGCGCAAAGAGGACGCAAUUAGCAGUCUAACCAAAGCCAACAAACUCGUAAAAGAUAUCGCCAUGGGCAGGAAAAUCAACUCUGAAGGAGGAUGCAACAUUUCAAGGCAGACGACAGCCAGAUUUGAGAUUGAAAAUUAUCUCCCUUCUGGGUUUUCCCAUCUAAACAACAGUCAGUGCAAAGCUAUAAGAGAAGCACUGACCAACCCAUUCACUCUUAUCCAAGGACCACCAGGGACUGGAAAAACUGUUGUUGGUGUCCAUAUUGUGUACUGGUUGCUCAAGAAUAUCCAACAGCUUCCUGCCACCAAUUCACAGAAGAAGGGAGCUGUUCUGUACUGUGGCCCCUCAAAUAAAUCGGUUGAUGUUGUUGCAGGUCAUCUCCUAAAACUUCAAAAUCAACUUAGACCUCUCAGAGUCUACAGUGAUCAGAUGGAAAUGUUGGAAUUUCCUUACCCAGGAUGCAAUCUGAAGCUGUCACGCAAUUCUAAAAGAGGCGAAAAACCCAACACAGAGCUCAGUUCCAUUGCACUACACCACCUGAUUCGAAAGGAUGGCAACCCAUAUUCCACACAAAUAUUUGCUUUUGAUAUGAAAAUUAGAAGAGGAGAUCAAUUUACUGGUGAAGAAAAAAAACUCUACAAAGACACCCUCCAAAAGGCUCGAAAACAUGAAUUAUUGCAGCAUGAUGUCAUCUUGUGCACUUGCACAGCAGCCUCACACCCUGCCUUAGCUAAAGUCCUCGACUUCAAACAGAUCAUCAUCGAUGAAUGUGCCAUGGCAACUGAACCUGAAGCCUUUAUUCCCCUAGUGGCUCACAAGCCUGAGCAGAUUGUUCUUCUGGGCGAUCAUAAGCAGCUGCAACCUGUAGUCCACUGUGAUGUGGUGGAGCGAUUGGGAAUGAGCAAAUCUCUUUUUGAACGUUACAUGGAGAAAGCACUCAUGCUUGACACUCAGUACAGAAUGCAAGAAGACAUUUGUGAAUUUCCAUCUAAGGAGUUUUAUGACGGAAAGUUAAAAACUAAAACAUCCCCCAAACCAAGGCUCUUCCUUACUAAGUCAAGGCAAACAUGCAUAGUUUUCGGCCAUGUUGAAGGAAAGGAGAAAAGUCUGGUGGUCUCGACUGAACGGGGAAAUGAAAAUUCAAAAGCAAAUUUGGAGGAGGCAGAAGAAGCGGUGCGGAUCGCCAUUCUUUUGACUGAGGCUGGAAUAAAGACAAAGGACAUCGCCAUUCUCACGCCAUAUAAUGCUCAAGUGUCAAACAUUAGGGAGUCCCUGAUUGAUAAGGGUAUAAGAGACAUCACAAUCAACACCAUCAUGAAAAGUCAAGGAAGUGAAUGGAAAUAUGUCAUCAUGUCAACUGUGCGCUCUUGUCCCAAAUCUGAUAUAGAAGCACAACCAACCAAAUCCUGGAUUAUAAACCGACUUGGAUUCAUCAUGGACCCACACCAAGUGAACGUGGGCAUUACCAGGGCACAAGAAGGCCUGUGCAUCAUUGGUAAUGAGAACUUGCUGCGCUGCAGCGUCUUGUGGAGAAAACUUCUGGAUCAUUAUAAGGAGAACGGAUGUGUAGUGAAUCCCGCCAGGAACAUCCAGGUUCAAAAACCCACUAGAAGUCUGGAAAUGAAGAAAACUGCCAGAAGAUGAUGUGCUUCACGCAGUGUUGUUUUUGUAGCUGCAUUUGCUUUAUUUCUACCUGUGUUAAAUGUGCACUUAUAUACUCUACAUUUUCACAUUUAUGCAUUAUUAUUGUGACAUUUUUUUUCAUCGGGGAACAUUGCACCUGUUGGAUAUUGGUGCUAUACAUUAAUAUCAUAAAAUAACCACUCUUGAAUGGCACUUUAGUAUAUAUUAAAUUUUAAUUACAUUUUAAAUAUUUUUCAUUUUUAAGUCCGUUUCUUGAAAAUUAGAUUGUAUUUAUCUAUUUUAGUUUCAGAAUUUUUGUGACGUUUCAAGUUUGCAUUACUCAACCAUAAAUUAAUAAAGGAAAACAUUUUUGCAUUACAUCUGUUUAAAAAAAAACUCAAUUCUGUAUAUAUAAAUGCAAAAGAAGACAAAGUGACAUUUCUGUCCAUGUAACUAUGAAAUAUAGAAAUUAAUGACAUUUUUAUUCACUCAAUCUUCAAAUCAAUUUCACCACAACAGCACCACUAGACUAUGACUAGAAUGCAAUGUUAUUAUUUGACCACUUAGUGGUGCUGUACUAGCAUAGAAAGCAAAUCAUGAUGCAAUUUGCAAUUAGUAAGCGUGUAUUUUUUUAGAUGUUGUUGAAUAAUUUGUAUCACAUUGUUUUCUAUUGUCUAUGAGUGUAUAAUUGUAAUGCAAGAAACUGAAUGUUCUGUAUUUAUUUGUUUACAUGUAUAAAGAUGUAUCUGUGAAUGAAAUGUACCUUCUAAUUUAUGUUCAUUGUGCAGCUCUUUACAUAAUUUGCACAACAGUCGAUACAGGAGCUGCAGAAUGUAUUUGGAUGCUGAAGUCACAAAUAAAAAUGUUUGAAUGUGAUUGAUUAGAUCUGUA
This is a messenger RNA of Sinocyclocheilus rhinocerous, 8752 nucleotides long. RefSeq names its product helicase with zinc finger domain 2-like. The transcript has 21 exons. The record is from RefSeq and is a predicted model, not a curated record. The coding region runs from base 95 to 7882 and encodes 2595 amino acids. Gene Ontology annotation, molecular function: 5'-3' DNA helicase activity; RNA binding; ATP hydrolysis activity. NCBI's taxonomy places the organism in Eukaryota, Metazoa, Chordata, Actinopteri, Cypriniformes, Cyprinidae.